Messenger RNA from Cyclopterus lumpus (lumpfish), 1716 nucleotides. Its product is annotated as CD209 antigen-like. NCBI's taxonomy places the organism in Eukaryota, Metazoa, Chordata, Actinopteri, Perciformes, Cyclopteridae. The transcript is spliced from 6 exons. Bases 224 to 1450 code for a protein of 408 amino acids. The record is from RefSeq and is a predicted model, not a curated record.
UGAAACAUGCGACUUCCUCAAAAGAAAAGAUAACGGGUCAACAUUUAAUAGCGUAACGUCUAUAAGCCAUGGAGAUAUAUCUUUAGAUAGAUCUAUCAUAUAUAUAUAUGGAGAGAGAGAAAGAGAGAUUACAACACUUCUGUAACUGGUGACUUCCUCAGAGGGUCAUACAAAAGUUUAAAGUAAAAGUUCAUCAUUUAAUAGCUGGCUGUCUUCAGGAGCGAUGGAGGAAUUAUACGGCAACGUUGAGUAUGACAAGUCCGAAGUUUCCUGGAGGCCCUUAACGCCUCACACAGGUCCCAGCAGAUCAGAGAGCAGAUCUCAUGGAGCUGCUGUUGUCUUUCUGGUGCUGAGUGUUUUCCUGCUGGUCGGACUCGUCGGCCUCGGUGUCCACUACCACAAUCUCUCCACCGUCAAAGACCACCUGACGGAGCGUCUCCGGGCCUCUGAAGCCAACCUGACGGAGCGUCUCCGGGCCUCUGAAGCCAACCUGACGGAGCGUCUCCAAACCACUGAAGCCAACCUGACGGAGCGUCUCCGGGCCUCUGAAGACCACCUGACGGAGCGUCUCCGGGCCUCUGAAGCCAACCUGACGGAGCGUCUCCGGGCCUCUGAAGAACACCUGACGGAGCGUCUCCGGGCCUCUGAAGCCAACCUGACGGAGCGUCUCCAAACCAUUGAAGACCACCUAACGGAGCGUCUCCGGGCCUCUGAAGAACACCUGACGGAGCGUCUCCGGGCGUCUGAAGCCAACCUGACGGAGCGUCUCCAAACCACUGAAGCCAACCUGACGGAGCGUCUCCGGGCCUCUGAAGACCACCUGACAGAGCGUCUCCAGGCCUCUGAAGAACACCUGACGGAGCGUCUCCGGGCCUCUGAAGCCAACCUGACGGAGCGUCUCCGGGCCUCUGAAGCCAACCUGACUGAGCGUCUCCGGGCCUCUGAAGACCUCCUGACCUCCAUGUCCGAGGAGAGAGAGCUGCUGAACUCCAGCCUCACUCAACUGACUGAAGACAUGGACAGACUUCAGCGUUGGUCCAAACUGAGUAAAACGUGUCCUGCAGGAUGGACGACGCUCAGUAGUUCCUGUUAUUUUGUCUCUUCAAGCUCUGCCUCCUGGGAAAAGAGCCGAGAGGACUGCAGAGACAAAGGAGCAGAUCUGGUGAUCAUUGACUCGCUUGAAGAACAGAAAUUCCUCUCAAACAUCAUCAAGCAUCACACUUGGAUUGGUUUGAAUGACAAAGACCACGAGGGCAACUGGAAAUGGAUCGAUGGAACUCCACUGACUCAGCCUGCGUACUGGAACAGUCCACCUGAUAACGGGGGAGGAGAUCCACAGUGGGGCGAAGAGGACUGUGCUGAAAUGUUACAUUGGAGGGAAGCAGAAGUAAGCUGGAAUGAUGUUGGGUGUAAUAACUCAAAGCGAUGGAUCUGUGAACAUCUGGCUUAAUGUGUUGGGGUUCAAGGGUCAUUUAUUGUCAUUAUGCAACACAGGGAUGCACAACGAAAUCCAGCUGGAGCCCGUUUGUGACACAACACAAUCAGUAGUGCGUUCCUGUCGCUUAUUCUUUUUAUUUUGCAUCGUGAGGAAUGUAAACAGCAGCUACAGAAACCACCAGAUAAUACGGCCGACAUCUUCACGUUAAGGAUUCCUUUAGCGCGGGAAGCUGGCAUCUUUAAAAUGUGUCUGUAUCCUGUCUGUGUAUCUGAAUUCAC